AUGGCAACUCGACAAGAGAAUUACCUGAAAUUCUAUGAAGGGGUAUAUGUCUCCAAUGCAGGGCGCCUAAAAGGAGGCAUUGAAAAGCUGGUGUGGGCUCUUAAAAUGCAGGAGCGCAACAUCUUACACAAUGGCAGAAGAUCUCUAGAGGAGAUAAGUCGCCAACUAGAUCCUGAACUUCUCUCUAUCUUAGGGGAGGACCUAUGCCAGCAGGCGACAGACUUGGUCGGUGAGGUUCAUCGAUCAUGUGCGAUGCUACCCAACAUCUUUAGCAUCCCCGAGCCUGCUGAACUAGUCCUGUUGGUUGAGGAGCAGAUCACGAUCUGUCUCUGUGUUCUCAGGGCAAUGAGCAAAGUCAUCCCCGCGGACGCAGAGAAAAUUGUGUCCGAUGUGAAGCAUUGGGUGAACGAGACCCGGCCCUUCCGCCAAUGCAAUCUUGUAUGCCCAGAUGAGGCCUCGGACAAGCUCCGACGAGUGAUUACUUUUAGAAGUCACGGCAUGGCAGACUUGGGGCUGGCCAUCUUGGACGCUCUUCCAAACGUCCUCGAUAUGGUCGACCCAAACACCAAGCACGAGCGAAUGCUAGUUCGUAACAAUCAGGACCGUGCCAAAAGUUCGUCAAACGAGGACGAUCGACAGGCCAGGCAGAGAAAAAUCGAAGAGCUGGGACAGGAGAGAGAGCGCCGACUCCAAGAGAUACAAGCUUGUGGAGAUACGCACCGGGCUGACUUUUGGUGGCCGGAAAAGCCUAGACAAGAGUGA
Molecule: messenger RNA, 762 nt
Organism: Clonostachys solani
Lineage: Eukaryota; Fungi; Ascomycota; Sordariomycetes; Hypocreales; Bionectriaceae
Source: the annotation of a GenBank genome assembly